AUCAGUAAUCAACUACGUUUCCAAUUUAAAAAUCAAUUUCCCAAAACUGAUAAAGACAAUUUUAUUUUAAUUUCUCUUUUACCUGUGUGGCUGUUGGACAAUGGUUGCGCUUAUUUUUUUAAUAAUAACCAUUGUAUUUGGCCCUAUCACUUGUACCCUUAACCCAAAAGAGCCUUUCCUGAAGACUCAGAUAAAUGACGAGAAACAUGCCUCGGCGUUCAACAAGCUGCUCAACUCCAUAGUGAAGACUAAUAGGAAACGACUGGACUCCAUCAACAAGUUGGCUAAACUGCAGGCCAUGGAUGUGUACCCUUCGUUGCAAGACACACUACGAUCCUCCUCUCGAAGGGAUAGCGAUGAAUCGAGUGACGAAAGUGAUGAAAUGAAGAAUAUCAUCUAUCUAGUUAUACCAGACACAUACUCAGCACCCAACGCGUCACAAAUCACCCCAAGAGUCGAACCCCCGACCACCGAACCGCCAAAGCCAACUAAACCACCACUGCCGCCAGUUCGAUCUCAAGACCCGCUCAUACCUACUAUCCAAGAUUUCUCUAAACUCAAGACCGCACCGCUAGUAACAUCUUCUAUACAAACUAUAAGCAGAGAAGGACUAGAUGCUUUGCGACAAAAUAUAGAGAGAUCGUGCAAAAGUAAAGAGGUGAAGAAAUGUAGGAACGCGUGCCUCGCGGCGGUCAAAAGUGCGUGCUCUGAGUAUGAUUGUAAGAAGAAGUUGAAGAAGAAAUUGAAGAAGACUUGUAAGAGGGAGUGUAAGGAUGAGUUCAAAAGUGCAUGGUGAAGCACAGUAAUGCCAUCUAGUUUUCUUAUUUUGAAUUAGCCUAGUUGCUUUCGUAUAUUUUUCGAGACGAAAUUAUGUUUUCGUUUUAAUUUCUACUCUUUUUGCGAGGUUAUUACAGAAGAUUUAAUAUGGAUAAGAAUAAAUCAAAGAGAAACAUUUUAAAAUU
This is a messenger RNA of Leguminivora glycinivorella, 962 nucleotides long. RefSeq lists its product as uncharacterized. The coding region runs from base 101 to 796 and encodes 231 amino acids. The record is from RefSeq and is a predicted model, not a curated record. Lineage: Eukaryota; Metazoa; Arthropoda; Insecta; Lepidoptera; Tortricidae. The transcript is spliced from 4 exons.